Arthroderma uncinatum is the source of this 1953-nucleotide messenger RNA. RefSeq names its product DNA polymerase eta. The record is from RefSeq and is a predicted model, not a curated record. Gene Ontology annotation, molecular function: DNA-directed DNA polymerase activity; damaged DNA binding. Gene Ontology annotation, cellular component: site of double-strand break; nucleus; replication fork. Lineage: Eukaryota; Fungi; Ascomycota; Eurotiomycetes; Onygenales; Arthrodermataceae. Gene Ontology annotation, biological process: response to radiation; error-prone translesion synthesis. The coding region runs from base 1 to 1953 and encodes 650 amino acids. The transcript has a single exon.
AUGGCAUCCGAUCCGGCAUCUUCCUAUGAUGAAGAUUUGCGACCAUCGUCUCAGUUCACUUACCGCCACUUUCAGCUCUUACGAUCCUUUUCAACCCGUACCCCACUCCGCGUCAUAGCCCAUAUCGACCUCGAUGCAUUCUAUGCGCAAUGUGAAAUGGUACGGCUGAAUACCCCACGAGACCAACCUCUAGCUGUCCAGCAAUGGCAGUCCUUGAUUGCGGUCAACUAUGCCGCUCGUCCGUUCGGUGUUUCGAGAAUGAUCACCGCGCAAGAAGCAAAAAAACGUUGUCCGCAAUUACUCACACCGCAUGUUGCCACGUUUCGAGAGGGAGAAGGAGAGAAUUGGGCAUAUAGGGGCGAAGGAAAUUACUCUAUCCAGAAGGAUAAAGUCUCAUUGGAUCCGUAUCGGGCUGAGUCGAGGAAGAUUCUGGCGGUUAUGAAAGCGACGCUACUAGCUUGGGCAGAGGGGAUCCAUGAGGGAUGCCGCAGCCACUUUUCUGAUCCCGCUGACAUGGUGCGGCUUGAAAAAGCUGGUAUCGAUGAGGUAUUUGUGGACCUAUCUGCACUAGUAUUUGGGACGCUCCUGGAACGGUUUGAAGUACUACGGUCAGCGGAAGCUAGCGAGGGGUUGAAGGAAGGUCUAAACAGGCUCCUUCCUAGACCCCAAACUACUGCCCUUGUAUGGGGAGAGGAUGACGCAUUGAUUGACUUGGACACUGGUCAAUCAGAAGAGGACGACCCUGAAUGGGAUGAUAUUGUCAUGCUGGUUGGUUCUGAGAUAGUAAAAUCCAUUAGAACGGCAGUAUGGGAUCAGCUUAAAUACACCUGUUCUGGCGGAAUCGCAAGAAAUAAAAUGAUUGCUAAACUAGGAAGCGCCUGCAACAAACCAAAUCAACAAACCAUCGUCCGCAACCGUGCCAUUCAACAGUUCUUGAGCGGCUAUAAAUUUACGAAAAUUCGUUUACUAGGAGGAAAGCUGGGGAAACGGGUCGCUUCAGAGUUCGAAACAGAGCAAAUAAGCGAUCUACUAAAUAUUCCUAUCGAGCGGCUAAAGAACAAAUUGGAUGACGACACUGGAACCUGGCUCUAUCAAAUUAUUCGCGGAGAGGACGAUAGCGAAGUGACUCCUCGAACAGAAAUCAAAUCCAUGAUAUCAGCCAAGUCUUUCAAUCCUAAACUACGCUCCGUAGAGCAGGCAGAGAAAUGGAUGCGAAUUUUUGUCGCUGAAAUCUAUGGACGAUUGAUUGAUGAAGGUGUCCUAGAAAACAAACGACGCCCUAAAAUGAUUACUGUUCAUCACCUUGGCCAGAGCCAGGAUAAGUCUCGUCAGGCCCAUAUACCGACUGGCGGGAUCAUUGAUCAGACGUUGCUUUUUGACUUAGCAAAGAACUUACUUCAUCAAGUUAUCAGCUGGCCGUGUGGCCAUUUGUCUCUCACCGUUGGUGGGUUCGAAACAGGGAUCAGAGGAAACCAAAGCCUAGAUGGUUUCUUUAUCCGCGGUGGAGGUGAGAAUUUAGUCCAGCGAGACGAUGCCGCCGACGACGGCGACGGCAACUCACCGAAUGUAGGCUGCAAACCAGAGGAGUUCCCCGGGGACCACGCAGAGCAUCAAAGGAAGAAACAAAAAGUGGGUGAGGGAUCUGGAUUGAUUUCUCAAUCAAAAACAGGUGGUUUCUUCUCAAGAUAUAAAAACAGUUCGAGCGAACAACCUGUUGAGACCUGUGGCCCUGAAGAGGUGGAUCCGCGAAGUGACCUUCAAACGAAUCCAGAUGGCUCCCUAUCGCCCGACAUAUGCUCCCGCUGUGGAGAAACCGUGCCAGAUUUCAUGCGAAUAGAACAUGACGAUUGGCAUUUAGCUAAAGAUCUAGAAACGCAGGAGCAACGAUCGUUGAAUGCAUCUCGGGUGCGUGGCACUGGGAAAACGAAGCAAACGAGGUUGGCCUUUGGCUAA